This is a messenger RNA of Cylicocyclus nassatus, 274 nucleotides long. NCBI's taxonomy places the organism in Eukaryota, Metazoa, Nematoda, Chromadorea, Rhabditida, Strongylidae. The record is from the annotation of a GenBank genome assembly.
GCACAUCGCCAUGAAAUUCCUUUUCUGCCUUCUCUUGUGUAUUUCUGUCUUCUACUUGGCAGAAUGCUCUAUUAUCGAUGGGCAGGAUCGAGUCAAGAGACAGCUUGGAUUCGCUAAUAUGAUAAAUCCAUUCGGAGUACGUAGACCUCCUCCUCGUCGUCAUUAUCGAGGACCAAUGAAUACGGAAAACUUCGCGACCAAUCGAAGGGGGAGGGGGGAGAGGGAAGGGUACGCCAUUGAAAUUUCCACCUACGCUGCGAAAACUCGGUUAUGA